AUGAGUGCUCUAUCGCAACGGGCCACAGAGGCUGUAGGUGGGCUAGAUCUGCCUUGGAGGUUCGCGCCAAGGGGAGACUAUGACCCUGAUCAUAAUCCAACUGGAUUGAUAUCAUUUGGCACAGCUGAAAAUGUUACCAUUUCAAACGAGGACUUCUUAUACCGUGGCAGCCAUGCGGGCGGUUCUCGCUUCCCUACAGCUCUAGCUGCCCACCUCAACGAAUACUUGACUCCUAGCAGCCCCAUCACCCCAGACAUGAUCCGGUGUGUCGGUGCCGCUACUGCAAUGCACGACAUCCUUGCAUGGGGAGUUGCGGACCCUGGUGAUGGUGUAUUAACCAGUAGACCCGUGUAUGGCCGCUUCGAACUUGAUUUUGGUAACAAAUCUCAAGCGAAAGUUGUAUACUCUGACAAUAAGACCGAAGAGGCAUUCCAAGAUGGUAUCAUCGACCAUUUCGAGGAGGCUUUGCUCAGAUCCAGUGAGGCCGGCAUACACGUCAAGAUGGUGCUGAUCGUCAACCCCCACAACCCACUUGGGCGGUGUUACCCCAAGUCCACCCUUGUCAAAAUCAUGCAAUUCUGCCAAAAGCAUAGACUGCAUCUCCUGAGUGACGAGAUCUACGCCUGUUCAGUAUUCAACAGUGAUGAGCCUGCAACCCCCUUUACCUCGAUCCUGUCGAUAGAUUCCACGAAUCUCAUUGACCCGGAUCUUCUCCACGUCACCUACGGACUAAGUAAGGACUUUGGCGCCGCUGGCCUUCGUCUCGGUGCCAUCAUCACUCGAAGCCAACCAGUCCUCCGCGCAAUUGAGGCGGCCAUGCGGUUUCACAACCCUUCCGGCGCGAGUCUGGCCAUUGGAAAUGCAAUGCUUGAGGACAGAGUGUGGUGUCGAUCUUUUGUUGAUUCGUCGAGAUCUAAACUCUCACAGGCCCAUCGACACGUCACGUCACAGCUCAAGGCUAUGAACAUCAAGUACCUACCAGGAAGCAACGCAGGUUUCUUUGUCUGGAUUGAUCUAUCGCCAUACCUUCCAUCUGAACUAGAUGGCGAGUUGAAUCAAGAAUUUGCUCUUGCCAAAAGGCUGCGCGAGGCUGGCGUUUUCCUGCAUCCUCGAGAAGAACACUCGCUUGAACCAGGGUGGUUUCGGAUAGUAUACACACAAGACCCGAGAACCGUGACUGAAGGGCUGCAGAGGUAUGUUCCCUCUUCAUUUGCGGUUGAAACACUAAAAUAG
Molecule: messenger RNA, 1233 nt
Organism: Fusarium graminearum PH-1
Lineage: Eukaryota; Fungi; Ascomycota; Sordariomycetes; Hypocreales; Nectriaceae
Exons: 3
Coding region: 1-1233 (410 amino acids)
Biological process (GO): amino acid metabolic process; biosynthetic process
Molecular function (GO): transaminase activity; pyridoxal phosphate binding
Source: RefSeq, a predicted model, not a curated record